CGACGACGACGACGACGGGGACGGGGACGACUACCAUCACAAUGGCGCUGUCAGCGCUGCUGUCGAAAAUAGGUCAAGGAUGGCGGACUAGAGCCGAGAAUCCGGAGCUGCUGGCUAGCUCACUACGACUUGAUCCCACAAGCCAUGCAUCCAUCCAGGUUGAUCUUCAGGCUCUCGGACGGCAAGAUGAUGAUUACAGUCAGGUCAUCACAUCUCAGACUUCAAUACCUGCAUCAGAGAGAAUCGUACCAUUUUUGAGCGGUCUUUUAGGCUUUGUCGCUCGGCACGCAAGCAUGGGAGAGCUCACGAGAAGGGCGAACGCCCGGGCCCCGAGCGCGAGCAUGCAGCAGUACAAGGCAGCCUAUGACAAGUGGGCUGAAGUCUAUUCACGGGCAUCUCUCUGCUUCGCAACCACCCAGGACAUACCCUACUUCGGCCCUUCGCUCCGUUACGUCGGAAACUCCCUCGUCCUCUUGGCCAUUGCUGCCGAUGAAGUGUCUCGCUCGCCUCAGCAUCCGUGCGUAACAGACGCUGUUUCUAAGCUGUCGCGAACCACUGGCAUCGCUGCGGUCGAUCGUUCUGCCGUGCCUGGUGAAAAGACGAAGCGUGCUGAGGUCCUCUGGCUGGCGAAUGCAAGCUUUCGUUGCUACUUCAAGCUCAAAAAUAUUCGUCUUUGCGAAACGGUGCUGGGCUCGGUUGAGAAUGCCCUCUCGUUGAACCGCAACUUUGCCAGCCCUCAGACAAAGGCAUCUUUCAAGGACGAAGAAUUGGGCCUGGCCUGCUACAAGCGGUGCGACAGGGUCGCUUACAAGUACUACCUAGGACGUCUUCGACUGAGCCAGCACCGGAUCAGAAAGGCUUAUGGCGAGCUUCGAUGGGCGUUCGAUAAUUGUACCAACGUUAACAUGCACAAUAAGCGACUCAUUCUCAUCUACUUGAGCGUAGCUGCAUUGAUUCUCGGUAUCUACCCGUCACAAGCGCUGCUCGUCUCCGCGAGUCUUGAUGCGCCGUUCCAAAACCUGGUCGAGCGUCUUCGGCUUGGAGAUGGCGCAGGCAUGCUCGCCCAUCUUGAUGCAUGGCGAGAAUGGUUUCGAGGGAGAGGGUGUUACCUUCUGCUCCGAGAAAAACUUCAGGUCGGGGCAUGGCGCAACCUUAUGCGACGAAGCUUCCUGAUUACCCGACUGCAAGACCCGCCUCCGGUGACGGCGCCUGGCGCCAAAACGCCACCGCCGACAUUCAAGCUGACUUCAUUUCUCGCUGCCGCAAAACUUGCCUGGCGAGACGACACUCUUACUCUCGACGACGUCGAGUGUGUCGCCGUCAGCCUUGUUGAUCAGGGCUAUGUCAAGGGAUAUAUCUUGCACGGCUCGUCCAGGGUGGUCCUUCGUCGGACCGAAGACUUUGGGUUUGUUACCAUGUCGCAGGUGUAUCAAUAGUUUUAAUAGCAUAUCCGCGCAUCACAGACAGAAGCACCGCAACUGACUUGGUCGGCUUUGCGUCACUGUUCCCUUUUACCCGUGUGAAGGGCUUGAAUGAUCUAGUGAUGCGAA
This is a messenger RNA of Acaromyces ingoldii, 1550 nucleotides long. RefSeq lists its product as hypothetical. Gene Ontology annotation, cellular component: transcription export complex 2. The record is from RefSeq and is a predicted model, not a curated record. The transcript has 6 exons. The coding region runs from base 42 to 1436 and encodes 464 amino acids. Gene Ontology annotation, biological process: poly(A)+ mRNA export from nucleus; transcription elongation by RNA polymerase II; post-transcriptional tethering of RNA polymerase II gene DNA at nuclear periphery. Gene Ontology annotation, molecular function: RNA binding; double-stranded DNA binding. Lineage: Eukaryota; Fungi; Basidiomycota; Exobasidiomycetes; Exobasidiales; Cryptobasidiaceae.